Messenger RNA from Macadamia integrifolia, 1478 nucleotides. Its product is annotated as putative cyclin-D7-1. The transcript has 6 exons. The coding region runs from base 237 to 1274 and encodes 345 amino acids. Gene Ontology annotation, biological process: regulation of cyclin-dependent protein serine/threonine kinase activity; mitotic cell cycle phase transition. The record is from RefSeq and is a predicted model, not a curated record. Gene Ontology annotation, cellular component: cytoplasm; cyclin-dependent protein kinase holoenzyme complex; nucleus. NCBI's taxonomy places the organism in Eukaryota, Viridiplantae, Streptophyta, Magnoliopsida, Proteales, Proteaceae. Gene Ontology annotation, molecular function: cyclin-dependent protein serine/threonine kinase regulator activity.
AACCCAACUCCCUUUCUCCUCUCCCUCCCUCAAUAUAACAGUAACGUCCCCUACCCACUAGACAGUUUAGUGGGAGAGAGAACGAACGAUAGAGUUACAAGAAGUCAUUUCGAUGUCAGAAAAUCUCUGCCUUCUCUCCUCUACUUGUUAAUUCUGAAGAACCCUCUUUUUUUUUUCUUUUUUUUCUUUUUUUGGUAAUUUCUGAAGAACCCACACCAUAGAAUACAACCUUUACGAUGGAAAGCCUACUCUGCGACGAGGACUGGCUUAGAAGCCCUGUUCAGCCCUACCCAAUUGACAAGGAUCAUCGUUUAAGAACCACCAAUGUUGUUGAUUCGUUCUAUACCACCAGAGAAGACCGUGAGAAUGCUCUUAAGGUUUGCCUGCAGAAAGAGAUCGGUUACUUACCGGAAUCUGGAUACGUUGAUCGUCUCCAAUCCUUGGAUUUAAUGGCCACCAGGUUCAAAGCCGUUCGAUGGUUCAUUAAGUCUCUGUGCCUUUUUGAUCUGUCUCUUGGAACAGUCUUCAAUGCUGUGAAUUACUUCGAUCGUUUUGUUUCUACAGAGUUUUCCCAGAAAUGGGAGAAUUGGAUGAUUGAAUCAAUGUCUGUUGCAUGUUUAUCGAUCGCUGCCAAGUUCGGAGAGGUAUCAAUCCCUCUGAUUCAGAUAUGGGAAAAUCAUGACGGUUCGUUGAAACCAAGUACCAUCCAACGUAUGGAAUUGAAGGUAUUUAAAGCCCUUGGAUGGCGCCUCAAUUGCGUCACACCUUACUCUUACGUGGAAUUGCUUACGUGUCACCUUGAUUCCCUCCAGCCGCGUCUUCAUGCUGACUUGUCCUCUCGCCUCACCGAACUACUUCUUGCCACUCUUUCAGAUCCGAAGUUUUUGGAGUUCAGGCCUUGCACCAUUGCUGUGUCGGCUUUUAGAUGUAGUCUAGAAGAAGUGUUUCCUUCCAAAGCUGAUAAACAUAUUUCCAGUAUCCAACAUCUCAUCCCUAUAGAGUUCAAGGAGGAUAUGGAGAAAUGCUACAAAGCCAUGGAAGAACGUUUGGCGGAUCCUCUGUAUAAUGGAAUGGUUUGUGAGCAUCCCUAUGGCCCUUCCAGUCCCAUUACUGUAAUCACCAAGGAGACCACCAUGGAUCACCUUGGUCUCUUUGAUCUCCAUCGCUGUUGCCUCAACUUCAACAAUGUCUUUGAUUCAAGUCCCUUAUAUUCCAUAUCCAAUCCAAAGAAACGAAGGAGAGAAGAAGAAGAAGGAUGCAUGGUUUCUUCAUAAUUCAGAUUAUCACCUGUUGUGUGAGUGGCUUGGUAAUAGUAUUGGCCAGAAUCCCAAAAACCCUAUGGUUCCAUCACUUCAACUUCAUGUUUUUCUUUUCUUUUUCUCCCUCAUCUUCUUUUGUAAUGGCUCCCGUUGUCGUUGACUUGUUAUAAUUGUUAUACUAAAGCUUCCAUAAAUUGAUUUGUGAAAUUGAGGACGAAA